Molecule: messenger RNA, 396 nt
Organism: Staurois parvus
Lineage: Eukaryota; Metazoa; Chordata; Amphibia; Anura; Ranidae
Source: the annotation of a GenBank genome assembly
CAGCAGCAAUGGGAGGCCAUACAGCACCCUAUGACAAAAUGGAAUCCACCAGCAGUGUGAGGAGACCUGAAAGUGGCACAUGGCAGAGUGUGGCGAUGGAGACAGCAGCAAUAGGAGGCCGUACAGGGACCCAUGACACACUCUGGACCUGGCAGCAGCAUGAGGAGGCGGUACAGGGGCCCAUGACAGAUUACGGGCCUGGCAGCAGCAUGAGGAGUCGGCGGUACAGGGGCCCAUGGCAGAGUGGCGGAGCGUAAGCAGCUAAAAUUGAAGGCCAUACAGAGGCCUAUGUUAAAAAGUCCCCCCAGCAGCAGUGUGGGGAGACGACUAUCAAGAGUCCAAUGGCAGAGUGGCGGAGCAGAAGCAGCUUCAAUUGAAGGCCAUACACAGGCCUAG